Messenger RNA from Colletotrichum tamarilloi, 417 nucleotides. RefSeq names its product fungal specific transcription factor. Bases 1 to 417 code for a protein of 138 amino acids. The transcript has a single exon. The record is from RefSeq and is a predicted model, not a curated record. Lineage: Eukaryota; Fungi; Ascomycota; Sordariomycetes; Glomerellales; Glomerellaceae.
AUGGACGACGACCGGCCAACAGCCUACGACGGCUCCGAUGGAUCGCGGGCUAGCAAAUUGGAAAGGAGCUCUUCCUUGGGCCCUGAGUAUUCUCAUCUCAGCGGGAGCGGUUCGGACAGCCGGAGGGAUUCCCGCCAAGCGUCGUCAUUUACCGCCAUCAACGCCGCCGCAUUCCACCAGCAAGCCGUUCACGAAGGCUAUGCCGGAACAGUCAGCAUCGAUUCAUAUGUGCAGCAGAACCAGGGUCAGCGAUUCGGCGCUAUGCUUGAGGACAUUCAGGAAUUCACGACGGGCGGGAUGGUCUGCGCGCCCAAUAUUGGGGACUGGGUUCAGCGGGAGUUAUUCUUGAAGGGGUCAGAUGAGCAGGUGGAACAGGCUUCUAGGCCUCCAACCCGAGACAUGGUUAUAUGGAGAUGA